AUGAGCCAAAAGGAGAAAACUUCGGAUAACAAAUAUUUUACCGUCCAGGGGCUCAAAGAACAUCUACAAAAAAGGAACCAAGAGUUCGAUUCCAUCCUCGAUUGUGGUCUUUAUAGAAUGAAUAAAGAGAUCACAUCACUGUUGGCUGUAUAUGACUACUUGACGCCAGAAGAAAUAACAACACGAUUUUACCAACUAACAAUUGUUCAGGCUCAAAAAGCCCGGAAUCAAAAGCGUCAGGGCUCAGAAGCUCGUCGCAGAAGUUUCUGUUGGAGGCAUUUAUGGAAUAAACUCAAAUUCUGGAAUAUUAGAACUUCGAAGAAAUCGGAAGGAAAGUAG
Molecule: messenger RNA, 339 nt
Organism: Caenorhabditis remanei
Lineage: Eukaryota; Metazoa; Nematoda; Chromadorea; Rhabditida; Rhabditidae
Exons: 3
Coding region: 1-339 (112 amino acids)
Source: RefSeq, a predicted model, not a curated record